AUGUCUUGGCAAGCUUACGUCGAUUCCUCCCUCCUCGGCACCGGAAAGUUGGACCAUGCCGCCAUCUACUCCAGAGCAGGAGACUCUGCAUGGGCCCAGUCUGCAGGCUUUCAGCUUUCGGCUGCUGAAGCCCAGUUCAUUGCUAAGGGCUUCGACGACACCCCUGCCGUACAAGGUAGUGGAGUGAAGCUUGGAGGAAGCAAGUACAUUACUCUGCAAGCCAACGACCGGAGUAUCUAUUGCCCACGAGCGACGAUGCUGACGAAUCUAUGCGUUCAGGGUCAGGAGGGCCUUGUCUGUGUCAGAACCAAGCAGGCAAUCCUUAUCGCGCACUACCCAGACACCACCCAGCCAGGCGAGGCUACAAAGAUCGUGGAACAGGUUUCCCUGCCGAAUUCCAAAUUACCAGACAAAAAUAUGGAAAAAGGCGGUAACCCUGGUGCGGUCAUGUCUUCGCUCGAAGCAUUCCUCUCAUCGCUCGAGCGCAUGAGAACGACUUUGGCCGAAGCUCGAGAACAGCAAUCUACAACGGAGACGUAUGGUCGUGGGAUAUAUUUCGAUGAUUCCGCGUCUUCUGAUGAAUUCAACGACGAUGAGGCUUUUGAUGUUGCCACGGACAAGGAAGACGACUCCUGGACUGAUCAAGAAGACGACCACCACCGGACCAACGAGAAUUCAUAUGAUCUGUUCCAUCUUAUGCAGCAAUGUACUAAGUACGUGUCGGAGCGUGGGUCUUCAUUGGACCCUUCUGAACUUUGUGACAAUUUGACCAUGCUCAUUACAUCGGAUACCGAGACUGAGGAGCUCCAAAGUGCCUUGGUAGAUGUCCUUGGCUACGAGGAUCUUGACUGGAUUUCAGAAAUUGUUCUACAUAAAGCAGAGUUUGCUGCUUCCUUGGGAAACUCGGACAACUCACAUACUCCUGCGUCCAGAAAGAAGCGUAAUAAGUCUCAAAAAGAGGCAGGCGCUUCUGAUGGGGAUCUGUACGAUCGUCUCCUUUCAAAGCAAGACAUCGCUCGCCAACUUGAUGAAAAUAGUCGUCGGCCGCUCACGAGUGGUACGAGACUAAUCGGCGCUGCUGAACAAUACCCUCACAUUUAUCAGACCCAUGCUGCGGGUAACACUCUCAAUGCUUAUGGUUCGAAGUACGCUCUUCCCUCGGGUUCGACGCGUGAAGAGUUCAAGGAAUAUGAGGAAAUUACAGUACCAGCUUCCAGAAGUACGAAGAGAUUCCCUGGGGAGAAGCCUGUUCUGAUCUCUGAGCUGGACAACCUCUGCCAGCCUACGUUUCCCGGUUACACCUCGCUCAACCGAAUGCAGUCUUUCGUGUAUCCUGUGGCUUACAAGACCAAUGAAAACAUGCUGAUCUGUGCGCCUACCGGUGCGGGUAAAACGGAUGUUGCAAUGCUCACGGUUUUGCAGACUAUCGCACACCACAGUUCGCCAUCCCCCCUUGAAGCGCCGAGAGCCGAGCGGUAUGAUAUUGCUCGAGAUGAUUUCAAAAUUGUUUACGUCGCCCCUAUGAAGGCCUUGGCAGCCGAAAUCGUACAGAAGCUCGGCAAGAGGUUGGCGUGGCUAGGUAUUGAGGUUCGCGAAUUGACUGGGGACAUGCAGUUGACAAAAGCUGAGAUUCAAAGAACUCAAAUCAUUGUAACGACACCUGAGAAGUGGGAUGUUGUUACCCGAAAGAGCACAGGUGACACUGGUCUGGCGCAAAAGGUUAGGCUGUUGAUUAUCGACGAAGUUCACUUGCUUCAUGAUGAUCGUGGAGGUGUUAUCGAAACAAUCGUGGCCAGGACGCAAAGACAGGUCGAAGCCAGUCAGUCCAUGAUUCGAAUAGUCGGUUUAUCUGCAACACUUCCGAACUAUGUUGAUGUAGCAGAAUUCUUGAAAGUCAAUCCUUACCAAGGACUCUUCUACUUCGAUCAAUCUUUCAGACCGGUUCCGCUCGAGCAGCAUUUCCUUGGUGUCAAAGGCAAAGCUGGCUCUCGGCUGUCCCAAGGCCACAUCGAGCGUGCGACUUAUGAGAAGGUCAUUGAACUCGUCCAGCAGGACAAGCAAGUUAUGGUUUUUGUUCACGCCAGGAAAGAGACUGUCAAAACUGGACAAAUGCUGAGGGAAAUGGCCAUGGCAGAUGGCUAUACUGACCUUUUCGACAUCUCACAACAUCCACGAUACGAUUUAGCUCGUCGGGACAUCUCAAAGUCUAAAAAUCGCGAGAUGAAGGAGCUGUUCGGCUAUGGUAUUGGCAUUCAUCAUGCGGGUAUGUUGCGUUCCGAUCGCAACAUCUCUGAACGGCUUUUUGGCGAGGGCAUGAUCAAGGUUCUCUGCUGUACAGCUACUCUCGCGUGGGGUGUGAAUUUGCCGGCCGCCGCGGUUGUCAUCAAGGGCACGCAAUUGUAUGACCCGAAGAAAGGAGGCUUUACGGAUCUUGGAAUCUUGGAUGUCCUUCAGAUCUUUGGUCGCGCCGGUCGCCCUCAGUUCGAGCAAGAGGGCAAAGGUUAUAUCGUGACCAGUCAAGAUAAACUCUCUCACUACGUCUCGGCAAUCACUCAACAGCAUCCGAUUGAAUCACGUUUGACGGAAAAGCUUGUCGAUAACCUCAAUGCGGAGAUUUCUUUGGGCACAGUCACCAACAUUGAUGAAGCCGUUUCUUGGCUGAGUUACACGUACUUAUACGUGCGUAUGAAGAAAAAUCCCCUUGUAUACGGCAUGUCACGCGAAGAAGUGGCAGAUGAUCCGCUGCUUGGAUCUAAACGGCGCGAGUUGAUCAUAUGGGCUGCUCGCAAGCUUCACAAAACGCAAAUGAUCAUAUUUGAUGAACAUACAGGGAUACUUAUUCCAAAGGAUCUGGGACGAGUCGCCAGUAACUACUAUAUCCUGCAUACGAGCAUCGAGACAUUUAAUCAGCUUAUGAAGCCUAACAUGACUGAGGCUGAUGUUUUGGCAAUGUUAAGUAUGAGUGAUGAAUUUGCUCAAAUGAAAUCAAGGGACACCGAAAGCAAGGAACUUACGCAGCUGGUAGAGUCGGCUGCACCAUGCGAUGUUAAAGGCACACCAGACACAACGUACGGAAAGGCGAACAUCCUUUUGCAAUCUUAUAUAUCUCGAGCGAAUGUGGAAGAUUUCGCCUUAGUCAGUGACACCAAUUACGUCUCACAAAACGCUGGCAGAAUCGCUCGGGCUCUUUUUGAGAUUGCUUUGAACAGGCGUUGGGGCCCUGCAGCAGAUGUUCUGCUCUCCGUUUGCAAGAGUAUCGAAAAACGCACGUGGUCCUUUCAACAUCCGCUUUCCCAGUUCAACCUGCCGGCGGCCCUUGUACAUAAACUUGAGGCGAGGAGUGCGGCCAGCGCGAUUGAAGAGAUGAAGUUGAUGGAUGCUGACGAACUAGGAGACCUUGUUCAUCACAAUCGUAUGGGUAAAACCAUUGCCAACUACCUGAACAGGCUGCCUAUGGUGACGUUGGAUGUGCAAAUAGCACCCUUGACUCGCAAUGUCCUACGUGUCCAUUUAGAGAUUACGCCGGAUUUCAGAUGGGACAACCAAACGCACGGCUCUGUCGAACCGUUCUGGUUGUGGGUUGAAGAAUCUGACAGCACUGAGAUCCUGUAUUCAGAUUACCUCCUCCUUUCAAAGAGGAAAAUUCAUGAAGCGCAUAAACUUGAUUUCACCAUUCCUAUCUCGGACCCGCUGCCCUCGCAAAUAUAUGUGAGAGCCGUAUCAGACAGGUGGCUUGGGGCUGAGUCUGUGGUGCCGGUUUCGUUUCAGCAUCUAAUUUUACCAGAGAUGAACCCUCCGCAGACUGACUUGCUCGAUCUUCAACCACUUCCAAUCACGGCGUUGCAUGACGAUGCUUUGGAAUCGAUCUGUGCGAAGAGAUUCACGCAUUUCAAUCCUGUGCAGACACAAAUUUUUCAUACACUAUAUAACACUGACAACAAUGUUUUCGUUGGUGCUCCUACGGGAUCUGGAAAGACAAUCGCUGCCGAAUUGUCCAUGUGGCGUGCCUUCAGAGAGCGUCCCAAUUCAAAGGUUGUCUACAUCGCCCCCAUGAAGGCUCUCGUUCGUGAACGUGUUAAGGAUUGGUCUACGAGAUUGAUGAAGCCCAUGAACCGAAAGUUAGUUGAACUUACUGGUGAUAAUACUCCCGACAUUCGCACUAUGCGAAACGCUGAUGUCAUCAUCACCACACCGGAGAAGUGGGAUGGAAUCAGUCGAAGCUGGCAGAGUCGUGAUUAUGUUAAACAGGUUUCGUUGGUCAUCAUUGAUGAAAUCCACCUCCUUGGAAGCGAUCGUGGUCCCAUUCUGGAGAUCAUCGUGUCUCGUAUGAAAUACAUUGCAGCACAAAGAGAUUUGUCGGUGCGUGUUGUUGGUCUCUCAACGGCAGUUGCAAACGCGCAAGACCUUGCGGAUUGGCUAGGUAUCCGAGGGGAGGGGUUGUUCAACUUUCGUCAUAGUGUUCGUCCAGUGCCUCUGGAAAUCUACAUCGACGGAUUUCCUGGACGGAAUUAUUGCCCAAGAAUGGCUUCAAUGAACAAACCCACUUUUAACGCGAUCAAAACGCAUUCGCCUACACAGCCUGUCAUUGUCUUCGUUUCGUCGCGAAGACAAACUCGCUUGACCGCUCAGGAUUUAAUCGCGUUUUGCGGGUCCGAAGAUAAUCCCAGGCGUUUCCUCCAUAUGCCUGACGACGAAAUGGACCCCUUGCUCCAGAACGUGCAAGACUCGAGUCUAAAAUUGUCUUUGAGCUUCGGUAUCGGCCUGCAUCACGCCGGUUUACCAGAGAAGGAUCGUCGUCUGGUCGAGGAACUUUUCGUCAAUAACAAGAUCCAAGUACUUGUUGCAACUAGCACCCUUGCUUGGGGUGUAAAUUUUCCUGCACAUCUGGUGAUCGUUAAGGGAACCGAAUACUAUGAUUCGAAGAUAGAGGGGUACAAGGAUAUGGACCUGACUGAUGUGUUGCAAAUGCUUGGGCGUGCUGGACGCCCUCAGUUCGAUACUUCCGGAGUGGCUCGCAUCUUUGUGCAGGACACAAAGAAGUCGUUCUACAAGCACUUCCUCCACAGUGGGUUCCCCGUGGAGUCUUCAUUGCACAAAGUCCUGGAUGACCAUCUUGGUGCGGAAAUAGCAAGUGGCACCAUUGCAUCUGCACAGGAUGCAUUGGAUUAUCUGACCUGGACCUACCUUUUCCGACGCGUGCAUCAGAAUCCAACGUAUUACGGCGUGGAAGAUGUAAGCGAGGAGGGGGUUUCCCGCUUCUUGACAGAGCGCAUAGAGGAUUCCUUGCAGGCAUUGGAGACGUCUGGCUGCAUUAACCGGGAACCCGAUGGUUCAAUCACAAGUACGUCGCUGGGUAAAAUCCAGUCCUGGUAUUACAUUAGCCACAAAACUGUGCGUCAUAUCGUAUCACAAGUGACAGAGAAUGCUUCGUUUGAGGACUGCCUAAAGCUACUUUGCGGUGCCACUGAAUACGAUGAGCUUCCAGUACGUCACAACGAAGAUUUGGUCAACAAGGAGCUGUCUCAAAAUCUACCGUUCAAAGCAGAAAAGAUGAACCUGCCUAUGUGGGAUCCUCACGUCAAAGCAUUCUUGCUACUACAGGCACAUAUGUCACGGGUGGAUCUCCCCAUCACAGACUACCUAACAGAUACUAUAUCCGUCCUUGAUCAAUCCAUUCGCGUGAUACAGGCCUGUAUCGACAUUGUGGCCGAGUUAGGCUGUUUAUCCACAACUUUGAUGUUCACGAAGGUUUUGCAAAGCAUCAAGCAAGCAAGGUGGCCGGAAGAUGGUGCCUUUGCCUUCCUUCCGGGGAUGCGUCCGGAUUGCGAUACCGACUUCACAAGACUAACGCCAGCAGUACGUUCCCUGAAGGAACUCGCGGAUUUGCCAGUAUCGAAGCUUCAGAAAAUUGCUCAGUCUUUAAGGCUACCAAGGAACACACAACUCGACUUCGUCAAAGUAUCGUCAUCGUUGCCAAUACUAAGUGUACAAGUCGGAGCGGAGUUAGACACCCUUCGCAUUACUUUGACUCGGCAAACACCGCUCUACCAUCCGAAGCAGCAAGCCUACACCCCUAAGUUUCCUAAAAUUCAAACCGAGGGAGUUUUUAUCAUCUGCGGUGAUCCGAAUCGCGAUGAGCUAUACUCCUUGAAAAGAGUUAGCAUGCUGUCGAAGGAGAAAGGUCCAUCACGCAUGACGCAAGCAAAGUUGAGCAUACCUGCGGAGUGUAGGGGCCUCCAUUCAACCGUUUAUGUGAUAUCGGAUGCAUAUCCAGGUGUUGAUUCGGAGCCAGCGAUCAAAACGAUUGAGGUAGUCGGUGAUGACAUGAAGAAGGACGCUAUGAGAAGGUUGAUGUAG
Molecule: messenger RNA, 6357 nt
Organism: Saitoella complicata NRRL Y-17804
Lineage: Eukaryota; Fungi; Ascomycota; Saitoellomycetes; Saitoellales; Saitoellaceae
Product: Sec63-domain-containing protein
Exons: 14
Coding region: 1-6357 (2118 amino acids)
Molecular function (GO): ATP hydrolysis activity; actin binding; ATP binding
Source: RefSeq, a predicted model, not a curated record